Molecule: messenger RNA, 1150 nt
Organism: Engraulis encrasicolus (European anchovy)
Lineage: Eukaryota; Metazoa; Chordata; Actinopteri; Clupeiformes; Engraulidae
Gene: mnx2a
Product: motor neuron and pancreas homeobox 2a
Exons: 4
Coding region: 169-1119 (316 amino acids)
Biological process (GO): central nervous system development; regulation of DNA-templated transcription; spinal cord motor neuron cell fate specification
Cellular component (GO): nucleus
Molecular function (GO): DNA-binding transcription factor activity, RNA polymerase II-specific; sequence-specific double-stranded DNA binding
Source: RefSeq, a predicted model, not a curated record
ACAGUUCAAUUUUCUGAUUUAUAAUUGAGCUGAACUUGAAAGUGGUGAAACUAUUUCCUUGUUGAAGUCGCAUUUGGUAAAGUAGGACUAGCGGACGCAGGAGACGCACACUUCCCAGGACACAGUGAGCUGUUUAGUCAAGCUGCAAAAUCUCGAGAACUUGUGGCCAUGGACAAGUCGAAGAACUUUCGUAUCGACGCCCUGUUGGGAGCAGAGUCGCGGCCGUUCAGUCGUCCAGGCUCACCGAUCCACUGCGGAGACGUCUCGGAGGUCAAACCAGUGGCAUGCAGGCAAGCAGAGACAUCCCCUCACCGUGGGACAACCGGGGUCAUCCCUUUCCCCACUGGACUUAUCCCCAAACCGGGACUUUUGAGCAUGUCUAAUGCGGGAAUAACUUCCCUACCCCAGACGUCCAUCCCAGGAAUGUAUCCUGCACCCAUGUACUCUCUGGCGGCGCUUGGCGCACAGCACCCAGCCUUUUCCUACUCGGGCUUUACGCAAAUGCCGUAUCAUGAACACCUGAAAGCGGCCGCGAUGGUCGGGGGAUUCCCUCUGGAGCAUUGGAUCCGGGCGGGAAUGAUGUUGCCACGUCUCGCUGAUUACAAUGCUCCCCAGGCAGGCCUGAUGGGGAAGUGUCGGAGGCCUCGUACCGCCUUCACCAGUCAGCAGCUCCUGGAGCUGGAGAAUCAGUUCAAGCUCAACAAGUACCUGUCACGGCCCAAACGUUUCGAGGUGGCCACCUCCCUCAUGCUCACCGAGACACAGGUGAAAAUCUGGUUCCAGAAUAGGCGUAUGAAGUGGAAGCGGAGCCGCAAGGCCAAGGAGCAGUCCGGCCAGCAGGUGGCAGAGGCGAGGCUCCUGGGCUCCAACAAGCGCACUGGCACCGCCGCCGGACCCGGCAAACACAACGACCCCACCCACCGCCGGCCCAGCACCCAGGAUGAGGAGGAGGACCUGGAGGAGGAGGAGGAGGAGGAGCUGGAGGAGGAGGAAGAGGCGGACUUCUCGCAGCGUUCCGGCGGCGCGUCGUCGGAGCUCAGCUACAGUUCGCACGGCUCCUACUCGGAGGACGAGAUGGAGGAGAUGGGAGCCGACAGGAAGACCAGUGUCGGACUAUGAGGAAGUGACAUCAUCCUUUUUUUUUUUUUUU